This is a messenger RNA of Stereum hirsutum FP-91666 SS1, 552 nucleotides long. RefSeq lists its product as uncharacterized. NCBI's taxonomy places the organism in Eukaryota, Fungi, Basidiomycota, Agaricomycetes, Russulales, Stereaceae. The record is from RefSeq and is a predicted model, not a curated record. The transcript is spliced from 2 exons. The coding region runs from base 210 to 500 and encodes 96 amino acids.
GUCGGUCUGACCUGUACGACUUGGGCCUUGUCUACGCAUAGGUUUCAGUCAGCGGAUUAUGGCUGUGUCGGCACGGGACAACCAUACAGAUCGAGUUAUCCUGGCCUUUCCGCCCUCUCAGUAUGCACAAACAAUGCCAACAAGACCGUCUCAGCCAGAUGCCCCUUGUUUGAUGCUUGAAGAGCGACUGUCUCUGAUAGGUUGCCUAUAUGAACAGUUCUCCAGCCAGACGACCCUGCAUUCUUCUUUCUCACCACCGUCAGCCGGUCUGCCACAAUUCCAAGCCAAGCUAUGGCUAUCGCUCCUUUACUCCUCGUCAAGGCAUCCCUGAUCUUCUACAUAUAUAUCUACGUCACAUCUCUUGCCUCUGGAAGGCACCGAUCUCCCAUUCCCAUGGUCCAGGCGCAGUUCGUCGCCAGACGCGUUCCAAGGAGACGCCUGCGACCUCGACACUCCUUGUCGAUUACUGUAUGACAUGUGUUCGCUUCCUAGUGAGUUGAUUCGUACUCUUAAUGACCACUUACGGCGUAUACCACAGGCCCACUCCAUAAC